AUGCUGAAGCUGCUCAAGCAGUUCGGCGCCUCGUUUGAGAUCCAAAACUACCGCGGGGAUUUGCCGUUGCACGAAGCUGUACAGGCCGGUAGCAAAGAAGUAGCUGACUGGCUUCUGCAGUUACAUCCGACAUCGCUGGAUGCCGCAUCACAUGAGGGCCGAACUGGAUUACAUUUGGCCGCCGCCACCGGAAACAUCGAAAUGGUCGUGUUUCUUUGCAGCCAGGGCGGCCAGAUUAACCCGUUGAUGUUGUAUCGCGACAAUAUGUACACACCACUGGAUUUGGCCAAGCGAAAGGACCAUCAGGUGGUCGUGGAGUACCUGACGAUGCGCCACUCGGCCAAGCUGGCCACCGAGGUGCCCGAGGAGGAGCGGCUGAGCAACAAACUACACUUUGAGGAGCAGAUUGUUAAUGCAAAACUGAAUCGCGGCAAAAUUCUACGCCAGGAGAGCUCGUCGGAGUUGUCGGCCCGAAGAUUAAGAAGACGCCGCACGUCCUCCGAAAUGCUGAUAAAAGCCACGCAGACGAUGACGCCAGAAGAUGACAGUGGUGAUAAGCACCAUGCAAAGCAACGCAGACCGGUAACUUCGGAUCAGGCGAGAUUCCCGAAAUCGACGAGCACCACCGAUUUGGCGGGUGGUCAGAAGGAUAAGUACGAGAAUCGUAUCGAGCGCAUCCUGCAAGAAGAAAUUCGAAAGGCCAUCGAAGAGCAACGAGGAGAAAAGACCCUGGAUUCACCGCGUUUGGUCGCCAAGAAGAGCCCGAGAAAGGAUUCGAGCGGCGACUCGUCGGAAGAAGAUUUAAUUAUGAAACGUCGAGUAAAGGCGCAAAUCCCCAUCGGCUGGCUCGCAAAAAUCAAAGUGGUCCGCCUAAACACCGAGGAAAACGAUGAUGAGGAAAACAUCGAUCGCGUGGGUGGUGGGGACAAUGUGAUGCUCAGGAUCAAGCGCGAACCAGAAUUCGGGGACGGCGAGGGCGAUUUUGCGAUUUAUGAGGACGACUGGGAAGAGCUGGACACCACCAAGCCUACAGGAAAAGAUGCUCGACGACGGUACAUCCACGAGAAGGCCAUUUUCCAGGAGUUGACCCAUUUGAAGCGGAUGCAGAUACAGUAUGGCAAGGUGCAAGAAAAAGUCCUGGUUCGCUCCCUGGUCGGCAAUUUCUGCAAGAUGCACGGCCUCAACCCGGCCGACUUCAAGUUCUACACGUUUUACGCAUGGGAAAAGUUCCUUUAUGACCAGCUGAAGCUCAUUUAUCUCGAGGAAAGGGAGAGGAUCGCCGGACAAGCCGGAUUUUCCAAGAACGGAGCAGCACAGCGGUUUUCGCGAUUCGAAAAUCGACUCCGGCAAGCCAGAGCCGUGCCGAUUAAUGAUAAAGUGCGCGAGCUGACGCGGAUCUACGGCAACGGGACGAUGACGGCCGGGGCGAGGUCACCGAAUAGGAAACAACGCCAACAACAGCCGCAGCCACCGUCCAACUCCAAA
Messenger RNA from Mesorhabditis spiculigera, 1485 nucleotides. The record is from the annotation of a GenBank genome assembly. Lineage: Eukaryota; Metazoa; Nematoda; Chromadorea; Rhabditida; Rhabditidae.